GCUGUGUGUGAAAGAGCGAGGGAGAGAGAGAGAGAGAGAGAGACGCAGCAGGACAGUGGUCGGUGGAGGAGAGAACUGUACCGACGCUUUAUGUGACCACUCCGACUGAAGCACUAAUAUAGAGGCUCUAAAUUAACAAGCUGGCUCACGCGUACUGCUCUGGUGACGGCCGAAUAUUCGGACAUGGAGACCGCGGAGACAACACGGUAUAAAAUGUGAGAUUUUUGGGGAGAAUCACCGAAAAGCCAGCGAGCGUGGCGCACCCCCACCACAUCCCCUGAUCUUUUCCGGGAGAUCUGUGAUUCUGUGUGGUCGGUCCAGCGUGGCAUCGCGUGCUCACGGAGAGGAGCAUGAAGAAGUUUAACAUCCGGAAGGUGCUGGACGGACUAACGGCUUCCGCCACGCCGUCGCAACCGCUGGGCGUGAGAGAAAACGACCUAGUCCACGAGACGCUCCAGUCGGAGCAUUUCCAGCUCUGCAAGACUGUCCGUCAUGGCUUCCCCUACCAGCCCUCGGCCAUGGCCCUGGACCCCGUCCAGAAGCUACUGGCCAUCGGAACUCAGAGUGGAGCUUUACGGAUAUUUGGCCGACCAGGAGUUGAGUGUCACUGUCAGCAUGAGAGUGGAGCAGCCGUCAUUCAACUGCAGUUCCUCAUUAAUGAGGGGGCAUUGGUGAGCGCCCUGGCCGAUGACAGCAUCCACCUCUGGAAUCUACGACAGAAGAGACCAGCCGUACUUCACUCACUAAAGUUCAACAAAGAGAGGAUAACGUUCUGCCACCUGCCCUUCCAGAGCAAAUGGCUGUAUGUGGGCACGGAGCGCGGGAACGUCCACAUCGUCAACGUGGAGUCCUUCACCCUCUCAGGCUACACCAUCAUGUGGAACAAAGCCAUCGAACUCUCCUCCAAGGCUCACCCUGGCCCAGUGGUGCACAUCAGUGAUAACCCCAUGGACGAGGGGAAGCUGAUCCUUGGAUUUGAGGCUGGAAUCGUUGUGCUGUGGGACUUAAAAUCAAAGAAGGCAGAUUACCGUUACACAUACGAUGAGGCUAUCCACUCUGUGUCCUGGCACCAUGAGGGGAAGCAGUUUAUCUGCAGUCACUCUGAUGGCUCGCUCACCAUCUGGAACAUCAAGAACCCCGCCAGACCCCAACAGACAAUCACUCCACACGGAAAACAGCCCAAGGAUGGGAAGAAGCCAGAGCCAUGUAAACCCAUCCUCAAGGUGGAGUACAAAACCACUAGACUUGGAGAGCCCUUUAUAAUCCUCUCGGGCGGGCUGUCGUAUGACACCGUUGGCAGACGGCCCUGCCUGACGGUGAUGCAUGGCAAGAGCACGGCCGUGCUGGAGAUGGACUACCCCAUCGUGGACUUCCUCACCCUCUGCGAGACACCCUACCCCAAUGAUUUCCAGGAGCCAUAUGCUGUGGUCGUCCUGCUAGAGAAAGACUUGGUUGUAAUUGACCUUGCACAGAACGGGUACCCCAUCUUUGAGAACCCCUACCCCCUGACGCUGCACGAAUCUCCGGUCACAUGUUGUGCGUACUGUGCUGACUGCCCAGUGGACCUCAUUCCUGCACUUUACUCUGUGGGCCUACGCCAGAAACGCCAGGGCUACAGCAAAAAGGAGUGGCCUAUUAGUGGGGGGAACUGGGGUCAGGGUGCACAGAGCUAUCCUGAGAUAGUCAUCACGGGGCAUGCCGAUGGCUCAUUGAAAUUCUGGGAUGCCUCUGCAAUAAUGCUGCAGGUUCUGUACAAGCUGAAGACGGCCAAGGUGUUUGAGAAGAACCGGAGCAAGGAUGACAAGCCGAGCACCGAGAUCGUGGAUGAGGACCCUUUUGCCAUCCAGCUGCUGGCCUGGUGCCCAGAGAGUAGGGUGUUGUGUGUGGCGGGUGUGUCCGCACACAUCAUUAUAUACCGCUUCAGCAAGCAGGAGGUCACCACUGAGGUCAUACAGUUGUUGGAGGUCCGUAUGCAGUGUGAUCUGAGCGAUCUGGACUCUCCAGACGUGGGCGGUGACCAGGCGCAGGUGGCCCCCACUUCUAGCUCCUCCCCUAGCCCUCAGGCCGCCGCCCCUCCGACACGCCCAUCAACCAGCAGCAACAAUUCAGACCACACCAGAGAUAACGUGCCCUGCCUCAAGGUGCGCAGCUCGUCUCUGAAGCAGUCGCCGGGUUAUCAGGUGGAGCUGGUCGUGCAGCUCGUGUGGGUAAGUGGGGAGCCGCCCCAGCAGAUCAGCAGCCUCGCCAUCAACUCAGCCUACGGCCUUGUGGUGUUUGGCAACAGUACAGGUGUGGGAGUGGUGGACUACCUGCAGAAGACGGUUCUGCUCAACCUGAGUACAGCUGAACUCUACACUACCAACGACCCCUAUCAGCGACAGCCACGCUCACCACGCAAGAGCAGACAACCCUCUGGAGGUCUGUGUGACAUCAAUGAGGGCUCGGCCACAUCAGACGACCGCUGCAAAUCUCCCACCUCAGUGUUGAGCUCAAAUCAUCAGCAGUUCUACAAUGGAGCAGGCAAAGCAAAGAUGUCCAGGAAGCUAAGCUUGCCCACUGAGCUUAAGCCAGACUUGGUCCUACUCUCUGUAUGUCCCUCGCGGGCACCCGUCCCCCUAGACCACCGGGACAACUCCUUCAGCCGCUCGCGGAGCUCCAGCGUGACGAGCAUCGACAAGGAGGCGCGCGAGGGCAUCACGGAGCUCUGCUUCUGCGAGACCAUGGCCCGGCGGGCGGAGGGCGGGGGGCCGCAGCCCGCGCUCUGGGUGGGCACCUUGCUGGGCACCGUGCUCACUGCCACCCUCAGUCUGCCCCCUGCUGGAGAGCAGCGGCUACUGCAGCCCAUCAUCGCCUCGCCCAACGGUGCUCUGGUGCGUCUGAAGGGCAGCAUCUUGCGCAUUGCCUUCCUGGACGCCGCCGGGGUCUUCCAGCUUUCCCCGUACGAGCAGUGGUACGAGCCCAAUGCGGCUGAAGAGGAGCGUACCAGGCGCCGGCGUGGGGGUGGCCUGCCCUCGCCCUGCGGUGGUGGCGGAGGUGGCAGCGGCGGUGGACUGGACCUGGAGAGGGACUCCCAAUUCGGGGUGAUCUGCUCGGAGAAGCAGGCCAAGGUGCUGUCGCUGCCGUCGCAGACGUGCGUGUCCAAGCACAACAUCACGGAGACGUCGUUCGUGCUGCGCGCCGACGUGGUGGUGCUCAACAGCGGCGCCUGCGUAGCCUGUUUCUGUGCCAACGGACACAUCAUGACGCUCAGUCUCCCGUAUCUGCGGCCGCUGCUGGAUGUGAACUACCUGCCCCUAACGGACAUGCGCAUCGCCCGGACGUUCUGCUUCUCCAACCUGGGCCAGGCGCUCUACCUGAACUCACCCACUGAGAUACAAAGACUCACCUACAGCCAGGAGGUCUGCGAGAACCUGCAGGAGAUGCUGGGGGAGAUGUUCAUUCCAGUGGAGACCCCCGAGGCACCCAAUCGGGGAUUCUUCAAGGGGCUGUUUGGAGGUGGAGCACAGUCGUUAGACAGGGAGGAACUAUUCGGGGAGACUGGUGCAGGUAAGGCCCCGCGUAGCCUGGCUCAGCACAUCCCGGGCCCCGGGGGCAUUGAGGGCAUGAAGGGCGCCGCCUCGGGCAUCAUGGGGGACCUGGCGCGGACCCGCAUGGCACUGGACGAGCGAGGACAGAAGCUGAGCGAGGUGGAGGAGAAGACAGCCGCCAUGAUGAACAGUGCCGACUCCUUCUCCAAACACGCACAUGAGAUGAUGCUGAAAUGUAAAGAUAAGAAGUGGUACCAGUUCUGAGGCCUGGUGCUGCAGGGAUGCCCUGUUGCCCUCCCCCCGUCCCUCAGCCCCGUCUUCCUCCGUCUCCUCUGUCCAGGCGCGUCCGGUCCCUUGUUCCCUCGCCGAGCACAAUGACGAACUCGCCUCAGGAUGGACUGAGGAGUGGAGAGGAAGGGUAGAAGCCAUCGCUGUGGUGUUGUUUUGUUUUCUUGGAAAUUUGUGAGUUUGUUUUUAGUUUGUUUAUUUGUUUUUUUUGUUUGUUUGUUUACGUCCCUCUUCCAUGACGGCUUUGGGGGUCCCAACGGCACUGAGACGUCCACAGAGCAGAUAAACAAAAACAAUGAAAAAAAAAAAACAAAUACGUAAAAAAGACACGUCUACACACAAUAAAAAAAAUAUGUAAAAAGUUGGAAAAAUAAGUAUAUACAUAAUCUCUAUAUCAACCUAUAUAAAGGAUCAACACUGUAUACACAAGAAACUUUACCCCCUCCCUCCCUACCGAGAGCUCACAGCAUUGGUUCGAGCAAUAGGAAGUGCCAUGUUGUCACGCAACGUGACAUCACAGGAAGUGAUGCAAACGGAAGUGAUAUUACAGGAAGUGGCGGUGCGGGGAGUGACACGACAAAGUAGAGGAUGUGAUGUCACUCCCAAAGAACAAUUGGAUCUUUUUUUUUCCUCUUCACCUGUGGCUGUCAGGAUUCCUCCAUCAUUGUCUUUUAGGCAAACUGUUCUGUUCAGUUUUGGAUUUUGUGUUCUUUUUUGUUUCCUUCACGUAGUGUGUUCUUACGUUGUUGGUCAAUGGGUCAUCUCCCUGAAAUGUCUGUGAAUGUGUCACGUCUGCUGUAAGUGUUACGGAAGUGAACCACUCUGUUAUUUAUGUAUUUAUAUUAUUUAUUAUUUGCUGUUAGUCAUAACUUCGUGUUGCAAAUGUAUUUUUGUAAUGCGUCGUCCUGCUUAGUGCUCUUUUUUUAAGGGCUGUGUGCGUAUGUGUGUGUGUGUGAAAGAAGAUGGGGGAGCUGAGAUUGAAAAAGAGAGAACUGUUGUAGAAAACAGUAUUGUAUGACCUGGGAUUUCAUAAGAGAGAUUUGUAUGUGUAUCUGUUUGUGUGAUUCUUUGGUCAAUUAGAGUGUUUGUAGAUGUUGAACUGCCUUUGGGAAGCUAAAGCACUUAAUAUAAGGAUAGGAGUAAUGAUGGGUCUGUGUGUGUAUGUGUGUGUGUGUGUGUGUGUGUCAUUCAGUAGAUGCAUGUGUGGGUCAAUUUCAAUUCUUGAGGAAGAACUUUAGGACUGAACUUUGAUCAAGGGUGUAUGCUGCUCUCUCUCUAUCUCUCCUUCCAUUCCUCCUUUCCUCUCUUUCUCUCCACUACUCUCUGUCUCUCUCUCUCUCUCUGUCUCUCUUGCCCAUGAUGCUCCCUGCCAAAGGGAAAAGAGUGUGGAACCAUGGGAAGUGUAGUGUGGAGGCCCCAAGGAAGCUCACUUGUGGGAGUGCACAAUAAACUACACUCACUUCCCCCAGGGACCAGACAGGAAGAACAUCAUACUGUGUAUCUUGGUCACCUUUUCUCGCCCUCACACACACACACACAUUCAUACAACAACCUCCCUUUACCACACAGAAAUGCAGUGUGUAUGUGUGUGUGUGUGAGUGUGUGAGAGAGAGAUAGAGAGGGAGUGCGAGAGAGACCAUAUUUAGGGUGCAUCUUGGCCAUAUUAUAUGAUGCAUAAACGGCACAUCCAAAAUGAUCCCAUUGUUUUCUGUGUGAAUACAAUGCCAGAGAGUUCAGCCAUAUUUGUGUUUGUGAGAGAGAGGGAAUGUGUGAAUGUGUAUGCAGUUGAGCGAGAGAGAAUAUGUAUGAGUGAGAGUGAGUUAAAAACCAACAUCAUUCUUGUUCUGUUCAAUGUUUUGUACAGAUGCCAUCCUUGGUUAUCUGGUGCAUAACUGUGGCCAUAUCUUUCACAUUGUCCUGUAAAUACGGAAAAAAAAGAAAAUACGACAAUCCAGACGAACCCACCCUCCCUUUGCGGAAGUCCGAGUGACUCCAAAAAUCAGUUGCCAUAAUUUUAUCAGACGCCAAAGAUUUAGUUUUCCUGUUGUCUGUUGAACAUGUUAAACGUGAUGUAAACAGGAGCCGCCAUGUUUUGCUACUGGUUAUGUGACUGUCUUCUCCCAUUCAGCAAACAGGAACUGACUUGAGAACAGCUUCCCACCCAGUUAUAUGACCUGGGCAGAGUCAAGACUGGAUCUGUUUUCCAGACUCAUCUCAGCUUUCGUGUUGGCCAUUGGUCACGUGACUCGUCCGAGAUUGGUGCCGGAUUAGGGCCAGUUUUGAGCCGGCUCUGUUCUCCAGUCUGUUCUGCUCUCUGACAGGAGUCCAGGGCAUUUCCUUGCAUCAUUGUAUUUGGUCAAAACAAACGUUGACAGUCUGACUGCUGUAGGCUACGCUCGAUAGCCGCUCCAACCUCCUAAGUAGGAUUGUCAGGUGAACUUGUGGUCUUGUACUUCCAUUCUGCAGGCGUACGGUGUCAGAUCUGUGUGGAAAUGUUGAAACGAAAAUAAGAAUCAGUGUUGCCGUGUCACCUUGUCAGAAACGGGGCAACUGAACCUUCAUCUUUCAUGUUUGCCCAAUGUCAGAUGUCACGGAACUUGAACUUGCCAACUUGCCUUGAGCUUGCCAACUUCAAAGGAAACAAAUCGAUAAGCCAUUUGGCUAGUUUCUCUCUAUGAGGUACUGUGUGGUGUGGGCCUUUAGAUUUCGUUUGGUUCAGCCCAUGCGGUACUGUGUGGUUCAGGCCUUUAGGUGCUUUGUGGUUAGGGCUAAGUGUUCUCCAUCAGUGUGAUUUCAGAUGGUGUAAAGGUCAAAUAUUUAACAGAUGAUUUUAUCCAAAAUGCUUACAAAGCAGCGGUCGGGAAUCAAACCCGAGUUAACUACUUGGCCAGUGGGCAAGAAGCAAUGCUAACCACUGUUCCCCCCCACACCCCAACGCAAUAGUGUCUGGCUCUUAAGCAGAUUGGAACCUGUGCUAUCCCAGAGUGGGGAUCCGUUCCACUGUUCGGCUUUUUCCACCAGCAGGGAACUGGCUCCGUUCUGGUCCAUCCACCAGAUGUUGAAUUGUUUGUAGCAUUUUUCCCAAAAAUGAAUUGGUUCAGAAUCUGAAAAGUUGGUUUGGAGCUGGAACCAUAAAAUAGAGUGGGCGUGUCCAUUCUACAGUUCAGUUAUGCACAUAACACCCUCUGUUGAUGACACAUCCUUGGUUUUCUGUUGGUGGAAAUGUGGGCUGGUUCACUAGAUAGCAUCGUGGUUCAAAGAACUCUGAACAGAACCAGUUCUCUGUUGGUCGAAAAACGCCCUGUGGGGUCUACUGAGCAAAGGUUGCCAAGUGUUACUAGAGAUGAGGUCUGCCCUGGCCAGUGGUACUGCCCAUAGAUAUCCAGUAUUACUAUAUGAGGUCUGCCUUGGCUAGUGGUAGCCAACUGCCCCAUUGAGGUCCAGUAUUACUGUAAAGGCAUAGAGCUCUGUCUGCUGUCUCUUCCCAGAUAUGACUUUAUAUUAAAAAUAAAGCUGUGUCUUUGCAGUGCCCGUAAUUAUAUGUGAAAGACAAGCAAUGGCACUGGGUUGGAUGUAGUUGUCUCGAACCCAAUUCACACAGAGUUGAUGAGUGAUGAGUGACUGGAUGUGUGUACUUCAACUGCAAUACUGUAUACUGAAAGACUGUUUCAUAUAUAAUAUAUAUAAAUACUGUACAUGUCAAGUAUUAUGGGGUAAACAAGAGAACAAGAGCCAUAUCUGAAAGCUGCAUGGACAGCGCAGCGUAGAAAAGAGAGCAAAAGUAAAGGUGCUCUCUUGAUGUGGUGAUGAGGAUUGCUGACUGGACGUUCAUGCUGUGGGCAACAGAAGGCUCUCUGUAUAGUCAUGGGACCCAUAGACUUGAACUGUGAGUGAGAGAGAGAGAGAGAACGUGAGAGCUUGGCUGUGGUGCUGUUAAACUUCAGGGACAAUUGGAACUUGAUUGUGUGGAAUUGCGCUUUCUCUUUUCAAAAGAGGUUUCAUCUUGCUCUCAUAGACAGAUAGAUGCUCAUUGUGUCAUGUCAGUAUGUGGGGGGGGUCACAGUUAAUGAUGUGAAGCUUGUGGUGUCACAGAGCUUAUGAAAGAUGCUGAGCUGUGAUCACAGGGUCAGAAGGAACAGCUUAAAAUGAAACACAGAGCAUCAUAGGGAGAGUAACCAGACUGGGGACUUCUCACUAAAACUGCGUUAUGAAAUUUGCAGAAAGUUUGCAGAAACAAGGCGAUAUUGCAUCUUAACAGCUUGACAGAAGCUUAUCACUGUCUCUGCUGUCCAUUUCAGUCUGUGCCAGUGCUGUUUACACUGAUUAAUUCCACACAGAUUUAGACCAAAUCCCUACAGCUCGUCUACAAGCGUAUAUUGUGAUAUAUCAUGUGCAUUGUGAUAUAUAUUUGGCUCAGAGAGACUAUAGAUUGACUCCCAACAAGCUCUUAGCCCUCCAGGUUUCCUUACAGAUACAUUAAAGCUCUCUCCAUCUAACAGACACAUAAACACUCUCUCCAUCUAACAAGUCCUAGUUGGCAAGCAUGGCAUGGACCAUAUCCUGGACUAUCAUCCACAUUUCAUGUCUGUUUUUUUGUUCUCACAAAGAGGUUGUGUGUCAUGUCAUCGCUCGAGUAUCGUACGUUAGGCAUAUACCUGCCACACAGAGACCCCCAUGGAAAGAUCUGGAAGGUUGUUCAGUUGGGGGAAUCUGUGCUUGGUUAUCAUAUGACUGACAAAAGAGUUUGGAUCUUCUUUUUUUUAAUAAAUGUGUUGAGAAUUUUUGUUUUCCUGGUGUAAUACACAGGUCUCUUCACAAGGGAGUCUGUCUCGCGUAGCCCCAUGCUUUUUUUCCCAUACUGGUUCGAACGGUUGUCAGUCGGUUGAAGUAUUUUCUCAUUGUAGCCAAUUUUUUCUUGUACAGUUUUAUGCAAAAUUUCACAUGGAUGUUUCUGAGUAUCUGCUGCCUCUUAUGGUCUAGAACUUCUGUAGAUAGAGAUUACUGUGCAAUGAAAAAAAGAAUAAAAAAUGAUUGAAAA
Alosa sapidissima (American shad) is the source of this 8853-nucleotide messenger RNA. RefSeq names its product syntaxin binding protein 5a (tomosyn) (gene stxbp5a). Gene Ontology annotation, molecular function: myosin II binding; GTPase activator activity; syntaxin binding. The record is from RefSeq and is a predicted model, not a curated record. Gene Ontology annotation, cellular component: cytoplasm; plasma membrane; SNARE complex. Gene Ontology annotation, biological process: regulation of exocytosis; regulation of protein secretion. Bases 351 to 3791 code for a protein of 1146 amino acids. The transcript is spliced from 27 exons. NCBI's taxonomy places the organism in Eukaryota, Metazoa, Chordata, Actinopteri, Clupeiformes, Clupeidae.